This is a messenger RNA of Pestalotiopsis fici W106-1, 690 nucleotides long. RefSeq lists its product as uncharacterized. The transcript has a single exon. Gene Ontology annotation, biological process: positive regulation of transcription by RNA polymerase II. Lineage: Eukaryota; Fungi; Ascomycota; Sordariomycetes; Amphisphaeriales; Sporocadaceae. The record is from RefSeq and is a predicted model, not a curated record. Gene Ontology annotation, molecular function: DNA-binding transcription factor activity, RNA polymerase II-specific; sequence-specific DNA binding. The coding region runs from base 1 to 690 and encodes 229 amino acids.
AUGAAGUUCUUAGCAUGUCUAGCUGAGGAUCCCAGGACAAAGAGGCUGUUUCCACGAAACUAUCUUGAGACUCUGGAGCAUCGCGUGGCUUUUUUGGAGGGUCUCUUGAAACAAUACCGACCCGAUCUGGCCAGCGAUCAUCUCGGUGAGGAUGCCACUGUCAAUUGCCAACACCCAGGAUUACCAUCAGGUCCUUCUUCAAGUGUAGUUGAGCCCGAAGACCUUGGCGCCAUCCGCCAAUUCGCUCCUCUGCAAGUCAGUGCGGUCGAAGAGCGUGACGGACUAGACGAGCUGGCUUCCAAGGUUGGCGUGUUAAGUCUAAACGCAGCCGGCGCCGAGCCACAUUAUCUGGGCUCGUCCUCCAUGUUUGUUUUCUCGCAAAUGAUCAAUCCAUCUUUGCGCCAGAAUAUCUUGAACAGUGCCUACAAAGCCGAUGCGCUCGCUCAAUAUCGUGAGGGCGACCUAGUGGCCGCACCAGCGCCUUGCCCGCUCCCCAAGCCAGAGACAGCCAUCAGGCUCAGCGAUGCGUACUUCCAAAAUAUUCACAAGCAGUAUCCAUUUCUGCAUGAACCAACUUUCAGAGCUUGGGAGGCCAAAUAUGUCGGGGAAUAUUCCCCUUGUAACACGAUAGCGGCGACUGACAGACUACCGUUAUUCUUCCUGAACGUGGUUUGUUACAAUCCCAUCUGA